AAAUUAUCAAAAAUAAAAAAGACUCGGCCACUUACUUUUUAGUAAUUAACUGCAUCCCGUACGCAAUAGAAUUGAGUUUGUGUUUUGUGAGAGAACGUUAUAUUUUUUUUUAACGAAAUUCUAGAAAGUUAACAAAAAUGAAGCAUUCAAGGAAUAUAAUAAUUUUUGUGGGAUUCUUAAGCGUUUGCUUGGUUCAGCAAAUAAACAGUCUGCCGCAAGCUGGCCGCGGUUGGUCUCCUGCACGUCCAAAUGCCACUACCUACAAUAAUCAUUGGCAGCAAAAAUUUCAGACGACGCGAUCAUCAACGAAAAAUCAGCAAUCUAAUUGGCAAUCUAAUGGUGGCUGGAGCUGGCUCCUAGCAAAUAAUAGUGCUCCGGAAAAACCACAACAGCAACAACAACCGCAAUGGCAACAACAAGGUAAUGGUACACGCCGAUUUGUGGAUGGUGCAGCUUAUCAAUCAGAAGGCGAAAGAGUUUGGUUAAAUAAUAACCAAUCACAUCCGUUUAUCCAAGUGCCUGGUUUUGGAAAUCGUCCAAAUUUCGCAAUAGCUAAACAACCGAAUCGAAACAACUCAUUGGCAACAGUUAGUAAUAAUGGAUUCGGUUGGAGAGCGCCACAGCCCAAUUACUGGGGACCUGUUGGCAAUAACUCGUCAACACAAAAUGUUCCUACAACGCAUCAGCCCUUCGGAAACAAUGGCUGGCAAAGAAAUCCCUCAACAGCCGGUACUUGGAAUAUUGGGCGUCCCGCCGCCUAUAAUUCUACAACAGGUGGACAGAAUGCUGGCAAUUGGUAUUCUCCUGCUAAUACAUCAACACCUCCACGCAAUGCGGGUUGGGCUACGCCUAUUAAACCGAAUAUUAAUACAAACUGGAACGGUGUUGCUAGCAAUGGUACUAGUGGACGCGGUGGUGUCAACUCAUAUGCCAAUUGGAAUUCACCUCUCCCGGGUAGUACACUUGUAGCUGGAAAUAAUAAUCAAAGCGCCUUUUUUAGCAGUGGACCAACAGCUGCUGCUCGCAACAACUCAUACUCUGGUUACUCAGGCUUUGCAUCCGUGGGAAACGGAGGCCAAUUACCUCCUGGUAGUUAUGGUGCUAGUUCCAGUUACGGUACGCCACUAGCACCACUGGCUGGCGGAAGUUCGUGGAGCUCUAAUUCAUCACAAGCUGGCUGGAGCUACGCAAAUGGACAACAGCAAUCACAAGCGCGGCCUAUUAACAAUUCGAACCCUUAUGCCAAUUUAUUUUAUUGAUUAUUUAAGCACGCAUAGAAUUUAUUGGAUUUAUUUAUAUUGUCCAUUACGGAAUUAUUAAAUAAAUGUAUAUGUACGUACUAAGAAAAUGAACUCAUCUCAGAAUUGUUCUAGCAUCGAUAACGACUAUCUUUAAAAGACUUAGGGUCGUUUUCUCAAGUAGGUUUUAAAAUUUAUCUGCCCAUAGCCCACAAAAAAAAUUUUUUUCAGAAAAAAAUCUGUUUAAAGUGCAGGUUAAUUCUAAAACCUACAUGAGAAAACGGCACUUAAUUUAUACAUACAUACAGUUACCCACAGAAGUAUUAAUUUUGUUUUUUUCCCCCGAUAUUUUGGUUGUACACAGCUAUAUUUUAAAUAAAAAUUAUCGAAAAACAUUUAUAAUGCAAGACAUUUUGAAUAUCGUGAAAAAAACUAGACAACGAAUACUUCUAUGAGUAACUGUAUGUAUGUAUUUAUUUAUUUUUUUAUUUACCAAGAAUA
Molecule: messenger RNA, 1739 nt
Organism: Rhagoletis pomonella (apple maggot)
Lineage: Eukaryota; Metazoa; Arthropoda; Insecta; Diptera; Tephritidae
Product: bifunctional endo-1,4-beta-xylanase XylA-like
Exons: 2
Coding region: 138-1259 (373 amino acids)
Source: RefSeq, a predicted model, not a curated record